Messenger RNA from Eremothecium sinecaudum, 1308 nucleotides. RefSeq names its product NuA4 histone acetyltransferase complex catalytic subunit ESA1 (gene ESA1). NCBI's taxonomy places the organism in Eukaryota, Fungi, Ascomycota, Saccharomycetes, Saccharomycetales, Saccharomycetaceae. The record is from RefSeq and is a predicted model, not a curated record. Bases 1 to 1308 code for a protein of 435 amino acids. The transcript has a single exon. Gene Ontology annotation, molecular function: histone acetyltransferase activity. Gene Ontology annotation, biological process: regulation of DNA-templated transcription.
AUGUCCAAUAAGGAGGAAAGGGAGCCUGAAAUAUCCAAAAAAAUAGAUAACGCUGAAGAUAUUAUAAUAGGUUGCAAAUGUUGGGUCGAAAAAGAUACCGAAUUCCGUUUGGCUGAAAUACUGUCCAUCAAUAGUAGGAGACAACCACCGAAAUUUUACGUGCAUUACAUUGAUUUUAAUAAGCGUUUAGAUGAAUGGAUAUUAGCAUCAAGAAUAGAUUUCAAAAGGGAGGUUUAUUUCCCAAAACCUAAAGAUCCUGAAGAAAAGAAGAAGAAGAAGCAGCGUAAAAGUGCUACUCCUAGAGCUGCAGAAGGUGAAACUCCAGAUGGAGCAGAUAUCUUGGACUUAGAAAACCUAAAUGUGCAGGGCGUUGGAGAUGAAGCUAUUAGUCGUGAUGAUGAAAUUAAGAAGUUGAGAACAUCGGGAUCAAUGACUCAAAAUCCGCAUGAAGUUGCUCGUGUUAGAAAUUUAAGCAAGGUCAUCAUAGGCAAACAUGAGAUUGAACCAUGGUACUUUUCUCCGUAUCCUAUUGAACUUACUGAGGAGGCAGUUGUAUAUAUUGAUGAUUUUUCUCUGCAAUAUUUCGGGUCGAAAAAGCAGUACGAGAGAUAUAGAAAGAAAUGCACAUUACGACAUCCUCCAGGGAAUGAAAUUUACAGAGACUCGUACAUUUCUUUUUUUGAAAUAGAUGGGAAGAAGCAGAGGACGUGGUGUCGGAACCUGUGUUUGCUGUCCAAGUUGUUCUUGGAUCAUAAAACAUUGUAUUACGACGUGGAUCCCUUCCUCUUUUAUUGCAUGACGCAGCGGGAUGAACUGGGUCACCACUUGGUUGGUUAUUUUUCCAAAGAAAAAGAGUCGGCAGACGGCUACAAUGUUGCAUGUAUAUUGACAUUACCGCAAUAUCAGCGGAUGGGUUUUGGGCGACUAUUAAUUGAGUUUUCCUAUGAACUAUCUAAAAAAGAGAAUAAAGUCGGUUCUCCAGAAAAGCCACUAUCAGAUUUGGGUCUGUUGUCGUACAGAGCAUAUUGGUCGGACACAUUAAUCAAAUUACUGGUAGAAAAUGGGUCGGAGGUGACCAUCGACGAAAUCAGCAACAUGACAUCUAUGACUACUACAGAUAUCCUCCAUACUGCGAAAGCUUUGAAUAUUCUUAGAUACUACAAAGGUCAGUAUAUCUUAUUCCUAAAUGAAGAUGUUAUGUUGAGAUAUGAAAAACUAGUUGCAAAGAAGAGAAGGUCGAUAGAUCCUGAGAAACUAAUUUGGAAGCCACCUGUUUUCACGGCAUCGCAGUUAAGGUUCGCAUGGUAA